AUCACCGGCACCGCGCACUGAAACACAGAUGAGCAGGGGUGAUUUUAAGACCAAGCAAACUCAGUAGACUAGGCUACAACCGACUUUGUAGCCUAUCGCAGUGGAUGGAAAACAUAUAUUCAACGUACUUUAUGUGAGCUAUAGCUAUUAUUGAUAGUUAUUUAGAGAGUUAUUGAGGAAGUGAAACUAUGUGGUGAGUGUGCGUAAUCAACACCUCUCCAAUACGCAGCGGUCUGUCUUGUCAGCUCAGAGAGCGCGGUUCGUCAGUGCAUGCUCCAGCAGAGACCGAAAGUUACCAGCACAUUGGUCCUCGUUGUCUUUUAUAAAUGUCUCCAAUUUUAUGUGAACUACAGAGGUGCCGGGGUAUGAUUUUGAACCCCAUUCCCUUUCCAUUGACUCCUGGACAACAGUAAAAGGGGAAUGCUAUUGAGGCAGUCCGUGGCAGGAUCUUGUACAAUAGCUCCCAGCCUGUUAUCAACGCUUGCGGUCUAUCCACUCUGAUCUCCCUGAAGUCCCUCUCUGUCCCCCACCAUGGAGAAUCUGAGUGAGCUGCAGAACCCGCUCCUAGAUAAGACCAGCAGCAGACACAUGGUCCACAACGACUACCAGGCUUACCAGGGCGACUACCCGAACCACCAGUGCCAGGAGAACAUCAUUGGCUACUUCGUCACAGGGAGCAACGGCAAGACUAAGGCCCAGCAGUUUCUGGAUGCCACCUCUCUGCACCUGGCAGUGGAGGCCUUCUAUAGGCCCAACUUAAUCCUGUACAAGGACGAUGUCAGCCUCCAGAGCAAGGACUCUAAGAGUGAGAGCUCUGAGACCACCUUCACAGAGAACAAGGACAGUGUGGUGGGAGUGGAGGGAGCCCCCAUAGAGGACCCUCAGGACAAACUACUAGGAGAGAAGGAUGUGAAGAUCCAAACGGUCUCCUAUGAGGUGGAGGAGGAGGGACAUGAGUAUGAGAGCGACAGCUCCAGUGACACUGAGAGUGAGGACAACUUCAUCAUGUUGCCCCCUCGGGACCACCUGGGCCUGGCCAUCUUCUCCAUGCUCUGCUGCUUCUGGCCCCUAGGGAUCGCUGCCUUCUACUUCUCCCAGAGGACUAGCAAGGCCAUGGCUAAGGGAGACUUCUCUAGGGCAGGCAGUAGCUCCAGAAGAGCCCUGUUCCUCGCUGCUCUCUCCAUCACCAUUGGGGCAGGGAUGUACGUGGGGGUGGUGGUGGCCCUUGUAGCCUACCUGUCCAAGACUAGGGGACACUUAUAGGAGCAGGACCAGGGCCACAGGGGAGAGUGCUUGGGAAAUCUUCCCUGCUAUGGCAACCCUGAAGCACCAGUCUACAUGUGGCUCUGUCUGGAUGUUUUGGUUGUGGAGCAGCAGAGAGGAGAGAGGAGGAGAAGAAGGACCAGGGGGAGAGACAGCCACUUUUCUCUAGGUCUAUCUACCUGGUAAGGAUGUUUGAGGAUCACAGAAUAAUGAGGGAAAACCCCUAAAGGAAAGAAGAACUACUGUCCCACAAUGACUGUUCUGCUCCUCUACAUGAAUGAGAUGAAAGCUAGUGAAGUAGAUGUGAUGAUACAGUACUACCUACAUUUCAGAGCUAACCACCUUCACUGAUCUUCAUUAUGAUCAUGGAGGCCCCAUCCAUAUUUGUAGCUGUUCUCUGUAAAUACUUCUUGUGCAGAUGGUGUUUUGGGCCGUAUUGAUUUUCAUGCCACAGUGAGUUAUAAUGAACCUGUCAUUGUGUCGGAAAUGCAAAACCAAGAAGGCGUACUUUCAUGAUUAUUCAUCAAACUGUUCGCCAGUCCAGUCCAGGAGAAUCAACUGCCAUCCCUUAAUAGACUCUAGACAAGGAAAACUGUGUUUAUUGUGCACUGUAUAUCCUGUCAGAAUAAAUACAUUUUGCAUGAAUAAUGAG
This is a messenger RNA of Salmo salar (Atlantic salmon), 1915 nucleotides long. RefSeq names its product synapse differentiation-inducing gene protein 1-like. Gene Ontology annotation, cellular component: membrane; intracellular membrane-bounded organelle. The record is from RefSeq and is a predicted model, not a curated record. NCBI's taxonomy places the organism in Eukaryota, Metazoa, Chordata, Actinopteri, Salmoniformes, Salmonidae.